GCGGGCGCCGGGCGCCGCUGGCUGGACCAUGCGCGAGCCGACCUCGGGCUGCUGAGCGCGGGACGCGGAAGCGGAGGCGACAGCCCGAGCUCCCCGCGCUCCCGGUCGAGUUCAGUCCGCGGGGCGGCGGCGGGAUGGAGCCCGCGACCGCGCCCCGGCCCGACAUGGCGCCGGAGCUGACCCCAGAGGAGGAGCAGGCUACCAAGCAGUUUCUGGAAGAGAUUAACAAGUGGACAGUUCAGUACAACGUUUCUCCACUCUCUUGGAAUGUGGCUGUCAAGUUCCUCAUGGCCAGGAAGUUUGAUGUGCUCCGUGCCAUAGAGUUAUUCCACUCCUACAGGGAAACACGAAGGAAGGAAGGCAUUGUGAAGCUGAAACCUCAUGAGGAACCUCUCCGUUCUGAGAUCCUCAGUGGAAAGUUCACCAUCUUAAAUGUUCGGGACCCAACAGGAGCCUCCAUUGCCCUCUUCACUGCCAGGUUGCAUCAUCCUCAUAAGUCAGUCCAACAUGUGGUGCUUCAGGCUCUGUUUUACUUGCUAGACAGAGCUGUGGAUAGCUUUGAAACUCAGAGGAAUGGACUGGUGUUUAUCUAUGACAUGGGCGGUUCUAAUUAUGCCAACUUUGAGCUGGAUCUUGGCAAGAAAGUCCUAAACCUGCUGAAGAUUCAGAUAUUGAAGACAUCUGAGGUCACCCAGCACCUACCCAGGGAGUGCCUUCCUGAAAACCUGGGUGGGUACGUCAAAAUUGACCUCGCCAGUUGGAAUUUCCAGUUCCUCCCCCAGGUGAACGGCCACCCAGACCCCUUCGAUGAGAUCAUCCUGUUCUCCCUCCCUCCUGCCUUAGACUGGGAAUCGGUGCAUGUUCCAGGUCCCCACGCCAUGACUAUCCAAGAGUUGGUGGACUAUGUUAACACCAGGCAAAAGCGGGGGAUUUAUGAGGAGUAUGAAGACAUCCGUCGUGAGAAUCCUGUUGGCACUUUCCACUGUUCCAUGUCACCAGGAAACCUAGAGAAGAACCGCUAUGGGGAUGUACCCUGCCUGGACCAAACUAGAGUGAAGCUGACAAAACGAAGUGGCCACACUCAGACAGAUUACAUCAAUGCCAGUUUCAUGGACGGCUACAAACAGAAGAAUGCUUACAUUGGUACACAAGGCCCUUUGGAGAAUACCUAUCGUGAUUUCUGGCUAAUGGUAUGGGAGCAAAAAGUCCUAGUGAUUGUCAUGACCACCCGGUUUGAAGAGGGUGGCAGGAGGAAGUGUGGUCAGUACUGGCCACUAGAAAAAGACUCUCGGAUCCGAUUUGGCUUCCUCACAGUGACCAAUCUAAGCGUGGAGAAUAUGAACCAUUAUAAGAAAACCGUCCUAGAAAUUCAUAAUGCAGAGGAGAGGCAAAAACGCCAGGUGACCCACUUCCAGUUCCUGAGCUGGCCAGAUUAUGGUGUACCUUCCUCGGCAGCUUCCCUCAUUGACUUCUUGAGAGUGGUGAGGAACCAGCAGAGGCUGGCCGUCAGCAGCAUGGGGGCACGCUCCAAAGCGCAGUCCCCUGAGCCACCCAUCGUCGUCCACUGCAGUGCAGGCAUUGGCAGGACAGGUACCUUCUGCUCACUGGACAUCUGCCUGGCACAGCUGGAGGAACUUGGCACCCUUAAUGUGUUCCAGACGGUGUCCCGCAUGAGGACCCAGAGGGCCUUCAGCAUCCAGACCCCUGAGCAGUACUAUUUUUGCUACAAGGCCAUCCUGGAGUUCGCAGAGAGGGAGGGCAUGGUGCCUUCCAGCCACAACCUGCUGGCCGUGGAGGGUCAAUAAUUGUCUCACAAGCCUCCCACCUGCUGGCCAUCCUUCCUUAAACUUCCCUGGACACUGCUGAGCCUAUAGGUUGCCAUCAGUUACGCUGAAGCCAUGGACCAACCUCUUUCUUGUGACUCCUGGCGCACGUGUCCACGCAAGGCAACCUUUCCCUUUGGCUAGAUAGAUGUGGUAAAAUUGCCACUAGAAAGGUCCAGCAGCAAUGUGUUCUUAAUUCCUAGCACCUGCUAUCGAACUGUGCCUUAUUAAAACCAAAUUGUGGCUAUUGAUUUUUGCCAGGGGCCCCGAGGUAAGUGGGGAAGGAACCUGCCUCCCACUCUUCCCAAUGCCAUUCUCCGUCUUGAGGUCUCCUGUCUCCCACUCCUUCCCUUUGCUAGAAUUUGAUGGGGAGGUUUGGUGAGCGUCCUCCUUCCUCCCAAGAGAGCUUGACCAAGUUACAUAUUCUAGAGAACAUCCCGAGUGCCAAGCCCCUUUAUACCUAGGGCGUGUAUUCCAGUCUUUUCUGUCAUUCUGUGUGUGUGCGUGUGUGUAUGUGCACUUAUCUGUAUGGGUCCAUGUGUACGUGUGUAUAUAAUAUAUAUUGUAUGUGAUAAUAUGGUCAUAUUCUAUAAAUACAUAUACACACAGAUACUCUUUUGUAGAAGUUCAUGGGGGCUUUGUGUUGCAGUUCAGGCCUGCUUGCUUCUUGGACCCUGCUGUUUAUCCUGGAGUAGCUGGGAUUGGGGAUUAUGUCUCCUAUUGUCAGACCACAGAGUGGUGGAAGAGGACACACACAUAUCCCCUCUUCAUGCUCCUGCCACAGACCCUUAUCCUUAAGUAAUGACUUAUCUCCCCCUGGAGUCCCUGGGUGGUGCAAACGGUUAAUGCACUCAGCUAACCGAAAGGUUGGAGGUUCGAGUUCACCCAGAGGCGCUAUGGAAGAAAGUCCUGGUGAUCUACUUCUGAAAAAUCAGCCAUUGAAAACCCUAUGGAGUGCAGCUCUACUCUGACACACAUGGGGUCGCUGUGAGUUGGAAUUGACUCAGCGGCAACUGGUUUUUCUCCCUUUAGGAUGCUGCCUGUUGAAGCCAAGAAUACUGGUUUGUGGUGACACUGACAUAAUUCAGCAUGGAUUGCCCUUAUCUAAUGAUUUUUCUCUGUUUACUUUGCCAAUUUUGGGAACAGACCUCCACUGUGAUUCCAGACCUUUUCCUCCCUCUCACUGUCCCUCAGAGAUGGGGGUCUGGAGGUAGAGCUGAGCUCACUGAGCAGCCAGAGCCAAAAGCAAUCGGUACGAAGUCUUAGAAGUAAAAAGGGGGAGGCCAGGUCUGAGGGAGAGGAAACUACUAUGAGAAUCCAAGCUGGGGCCUCUUUUUCUUUUGCUGGAGUGUUCCUUUCCUUAUGCAACUUGCCCCAUUUCUCCCUGCCUACUAGCCUGCCAGACCCUUGAGCUUGAGCUAGGUGGGUUCUGUGCCAAUGAAAACCUUAACCCCUGGCUGGGUGAGGUGGUCCCCUGUAAUCACUGUUUGCCUCCUACCCACCCAACCCGCCCUGCUUGCUCCCAGCCCACCCAGCCUGAUGUGCCCGGGAUGGAAUCCAGAGUCCCCAGUAUUCCACAUUCCCAAGAAAAUGCCAGGAACCCCUAAACCUUCUUCCCCUAUCACAGAAGAUGAGGUUGGCAGCUGAUCAAACCUCAAUAAUUUUAUACUGUAAUAAGCUCUUUGAAUGUGUAUAUUCUUAUUUUUACAAUCUUCAUUUUGUAUUUAACAUCAGUGAACUGAGUCAGAUUCAGAAAUAAUUGUAAAUGUUCUUAUUCAAUAUCUUACAGCGAUACAGUUUUGUAUUUACAUAUAAAUAUAC
This is a messenger RNA of Trichechus manatus latirostris (Florida manatee), 3644 nucleotides long. RefSeq names its product protein tyrosine phosphatase non-receptor type 9 (gene PTPN9). The record is from RefSeq and is a predicted model, not a curated record. The transcript has 12 exons. Bases 135 to 1805 code for a protein of 556 amino acids. Lineage: Eukaryota; Metazoa; Chordata; Mammalia; Sirenia; Trichechidae. Gene Ontology annotation, biological process: protein dephosphorylation. Gene Ontology annotation, molecular function: protein tyrosine phosphatase activity.